Molecule: messenger RNA, 1978 nt
Organism: Cucurbitaria berberidis CBS 394.84
Lineage: Eukaryota; Fungi; Ascomycota; Dothideomycetes; Pleosporales; Cucurbitariaceae
Product: MFS multidrug transporter-like protein
Exons: 5
Coding region: 47-1708 (553 amino acids)
Biological process (GO): transmembrane transport
Molecular function (GO): transmembrane transporter activity
Source: RefSeq, a predicted model, not a curated record
CCCGUGGCUCCUGGCACGCACAAACAGCGGGGAAGCGGUGGCCUUGAUGGACCAUGGUACUGGGAGCGGGCCGUCCAGAUUAAGGAACCUUUGGGUAUCUUUAAUAUCUCAAAACUACUUUAAUUGUGAUGACCCAAGUGUCGCCUCUGCCGGCAAAAAGGAGGCCACAGAGGGAAUUGAGAUGGUUCCCACGCGGAGCCAGAGCCUUCCACCAACCAACCCUGAUACCCCGUUGACCCUCGACGAGGCGAACGCCGUUGAGCACACGGCAUAUAUGUUCUCCACCAAGAAGAAAUGGUGGAUCUUGACCGUCGUGGCCUUGUGCCAGACGAGUAUGAAUUACAACGCGGCGGUCUACUCAAAUGCGAUAGGCCGUCUCAAUGCCGAGUACAACCUCGGCAGCAACCACUUCACAAACGCCAGAGCCGGCAUGGCCUGGUUCUUGAUUCUUUACGGUUUCGGUUGUGAGCUCUGGGCGCCGUGGUCCGAGGAAUUUGGGCGCAAGUACAUCAUGCAGCUGUCCCUCGGCCUCGUCAACCUCUGGCAGGUCCUCGCCGGUGCUAGCAACGCCUGGUGGAUGGUUCUACUCGCCCGUCUUCUCGGUGGUGUCUGCUCGGCAGGUGGCUCCGUCACGUUAGGAAUGGUUGCUGAUAUGUUCGACCCCGAGGACCAGCAGUUCCCGGUGCUUUGGGUUAGCUUGUGGAGCUGUCUCGGAUCAGUCAUUGGUGGCAUCUGCGGCGGACCGAUCGAACAGUAUCUCGGCUGGCGCUGGAACUUCUGGAUCCAGCUCAUAUUUGGCAUUGUCGUCCAAUUCAUUCACCUCUGCUUCGUUUCUGAGACCCGGUCGACGGUUAUGCUCAACCGCGAGGCAAAGAGACAGCGCAGACAGAACCCGAAUACAAACGUCGUUGGUCCUACUGAGAACGAGAAGAUUCGCGUGAGUGAGACCCUGGCGAUCAUGGGCCGUCCUUUCAAGAUGCUGGUCUGCGAACCCAUCGUUGGUUUUCUGUCCCUGCUCAGCGGAUUCAGCGACGCCCUUAUUUUCAGCUUCCUGGAGUCCUAUGGGUAUGUCUUCAAGGAUUCUGCCUGGAACUUCACGCCCAGCCAGCUCGGUAUCGCCUUGUUUGCUCUCUUCAUCGGUUACUGGGCCGCAGGUUUCGCCUACUUUCCAGUCAUCAGACGGCACAACCAGCAGCGCAAGUCUGGCAAGGAGCUGAGCCCCGAAAGUCGCCUGUGGUUCCUACAAUACAUCGUCCUGCUCCUACCGAUCGGUCUCUUCAUCUCGGUAUUUACGGUGACAGGCCCGCCAGUCCCUUGGAUUGCACCACUGAUCGGAGCUGUUUUGAUCGGGUGCGCAAACAUGGCGAUCUACUACGCCACGAUCGACUACAUGGUUGCUGCUUACGGAGGAAAGUAUUCUGCUUCCGCGACUGGUGGUAACGGCUUUUCGCGCGAUGUUCUCGCUGGUAUCUGCUCCUUCUACACCGGCCCUAUGUACCACAAACUCGGGGUCCAAAACUCAACAUGGGUGCUCUUUGCCCUGUCCGUGGUUGUCUGCAUUCCAGUCUUUGUCAUCUACAAGAAAGGACCUCAAAUCAGAGCCCGAAGCAAGUACGCCAAGGAAAUCGAGAAGGAGCGAGUCGAGAACGAGGCAACUAAGCAAGCCAUGGGCGAGAGGCGUCGGGCGCUUCAGGAUCCAGAAGUUUAGGUGUGGUAAACUGGCAAUGCACUAUGGCAUCGAUUGUGAGGUCUGCAGGCUUCUUGAUUAUCAUGCCCUUGCUCUUACUGUCGAUGGUAUGUCAUGGCGACUUCGCAGAGUUCUUUCCGCGUACGAUGGCGCACAUUGUAGAUGUUCUGGAAUCAUUUAGAUGAGCCUGUCCAGCUCUGUCGAUUGGUCACCAAUGUAUGAGCAUCACUAUUGCAGUGACUAGAAUGAUCGAUACAGUCUUGUGCUCUUGUCGUUGGUGUCGCGGCCGGG